Molecule: messenger RNA, 2845 nt
Organism: Brassicogethes aeneus
Lineage: Eukaryota; Metazoa; Arthropoda; Insecta; Coleoptera; Nitidulidae
Source: the annotation of a GenBank genome assembly
AUGUCGUCACGUUAUCGUCAUCAACCAAAAAUUGAUAGUCACGUAAUGUUACCUGGAAGUAAAAUCGGGAGAAGGUUUGUCGGUUGUUGUGUGCGAGGUGCGAACAAGAAGCAGAAGCAGCGGACGUGCGACGUGGAGAGAGCGAGCGGUAGCGGUGACGGCGGCGGUGGCGGCGGCAGAACGGAGGAGAAGUGUAGAGAGAGCGAAUAUACACAUUCACACGCGGUCGAUCUAUCAAACGUUUUGGAUUGGGCGAGACAAGGGGGCGGGUCUAGGCGGUACCGAAAGAGCGGCACAGUCCCUGGAGGAAACCCCGCCACUAGCGACGAUUUUUUUACGAAUCGCCGCGACUACUGCGCUUGUGUGUUGUGUGAUCGCGACAAUUUGUCGCCGUUAAAAGAAUUCCACGCUCUGACCGCAACAAAGAAACAGCCCCCCACUUCCCCGUGCCAGAGGCUUCCCACUCUGCUCCACCCACCGCAACACAAUCGCAAAAAUCAACAUCGACAGAAAGAAGCAAACUCUUCUAACCGACCACCGCAAUUAUCACCUGGUGCUUGCCGCUUAGCUCCUUUGCUACGCUACGCUACCAAUUCGGACGAACAUCAUAAUCAUCUAUCACACGGACUCUUCUACUUAUUUUGUAGACAACAUGUUUAUAAACGACCGACACACGAGAAAUUAGUGCGGGGUGUGCAAGGAAGCCAUGCUUCCCUUGGCGACGACUCAGUGAGUGCUGUUGCUACUGGGACAAUGUCCCAGUUUGCCUUCCGAUCUUCUCCGAAUACUCAGAGUGCAGUAUCUUCGGGUCCUAGUCAAUCGUCGCCUCCACCACCAUCAAGUAUGGCAGUUACUUCUUCAGCCCCGACUCCUGGAAGUCCUCCCGCGCCCACCCAAAGAUGCUGUGACACAGGGCGUCCGCUUUUCACCGACCCCAUCACCGGACAGAGUGUGUGCUCGUGCCAAUAUGAACUUUUAGGUUAUCAAAGAUUGGCGGGCAGCGUUCCCGGAUUGCCGGCCUUAUCUAUGUACAGCGCUCCGUAUCCGGAAGGUAUGGCGGCCUAUUUCCCAGCCCUUGGAGCCGACCAGGCACCGUUUUAUACCCCAACGUGGAGGUGCGUGGUACGAGUGGUAGCAGCGCAGUCUCCCGACGGUCUUAAGCCCGCUGCACAACAGCCCGGUAACGAGAUCGGGAACCUAAACGGUAAAGGUGGGAGAGACUCAGCAAACACUAUCUAUCAACAGUGGUUUCUUAGUCUCCCCCACCUUUACUGUUCAGAUUCCCGUUACCGAGCUAUUGUGCAGAGGGCUUUAGCUGCUGGUUUGGAACUUAAAGAAAACUUGGCUGCCGGAGCCGCUGGUUGGCCCUACCCAUCAGUAUAUCACCCGUACGACACUGCAUUUGCUGGCUACCCAUUUAAUGGAUACGGUAUGGAUCUGAAUGGAGCUCGCAGAAAAAAUGCAACCCGAGAAACUACCAGUACCUUGAAGGCUUGGCUUAACGAGCAUAAAAAGAAUCCGUAUCCGACCAAAGGCGAGAAAAUUAUGCUGGCAAUUAUAACAAAGAUGACGUUGACGCAGGUAUCAACGUGGUUCGCGAAUGCCAGAAGGCGGCUAAAGAAAGAAAACAAAAUGACAUGGGAACCUAGAAACAGGGUAGAAGACGAAGAUAACAAUAACGAUGAUGAUGAUGACCAUGAUCAUAAGAGCGCUGAUGGAAAAGAUUUGCUAGAUUCCAAAGAUUCAGGUACCGCUUCAAGUGAAGACGGAGAUCGUCCACCGCAUUCUAGAUUAGCACCUGAUACCGCUAGUGAAUGGAGUGAAUCGAGACCGGACAGCGGUCCAGAUAGUCCGGAAAUUUAUGAACGUCCCCCUCAUCCCGCUUUCUUACCUCCAAGAUCAUCGGGCUCUCCACCACAAAUGUCGGUAUCGGUCACGACAAAACCAAGAAUCUGGUCUUUGGCUGAUAUGGCUAGCAAAGAGAGCGAUGGUCCGCCUCAUUCAGCAGCUUCGACGUUAUAUUCUCAAGCUGCAGGAAGGUUAGUACCUCCUCUAGCAGGACGUCUACCACCUCCAGGCUUGCACACAGCCCCAUAUGCUAGACCGCAUGAUUUUUAUAGAAGCUUAUAUGGACCGGCUGCAGCCCAACACUUGGCUGCCGCAGCUGCAGGUGGAUCUCCCGAUGCAAGCCUUCUGGAAACUUACCAGAGAACCUUGGGUGCCGUAAGCGCCAGUCACACGGUACCUUCAUCAUUAAGCUCCGUACUUACCAAAGCAACUUUGGCGGCUGCCACGUCCACUUCAAGUGCCAGCAGUUUACCACUGGGUUUGACCACCAACGCAUCGCGGAUGUCACCGUCUUCAACAUCCAGUCUGUCCUCUGGCUCUGAGACGCCUUUGAAGCCCAUGGCGUUAAACAAAGCUUGACCGCUUACUUCUGUGGUUGGACUUUGGCCGUGAUCUACCUCGGAAAGUGUGCAUGCUGACCAAUGAAGGACAAUAAAAUGAUAAGGACGCCUCCUGUUGUGGUAGUGAUGUACAGUUUUUAUGUGAUAAAUCCCUUGGUUCCUUAUGUUCAAGGCGCCCGCAUUCUAGAACACUAAAAACAGUGCACGGACAGUUGACGCAAUCGAUACCAGUUAAAUGUUAUUUAAUUUAUUUAUAUUGUAAUUAUGGUUUUUGCUCGUACAACCUGGUUCUUUCCAGUAGCAUUUUUUCAACCUGCUGUUUUUAUUGUAAAUAAAUUUGGUGUUCUAGUAGUUUCCUCUUUACUUUUGUAUAUAAAUCGACUGUCCGACGGCAGCAGUAUAAAUCUUGUAUCUAUGUAUGUAUCUAGAUUAGAAAU